AUGCCACUUGAACUAAGUUUUUCAGAUUACUUCCAAGGAACAAUUCAAUAUGAUAAAAAUGAGAAUGAAACUAUAUCAGGAUAUGGUAAUUAUUACAUUCAUGAUGCAACAUAUUCAUUUCAUUUUCAAAAUCAAGCAAUUAAAAUUUAUUCUAGCAGUAAAGUAUUAAUUGAAUCAUGCGCAUUUUACAAUAACAGUUCUACAUAUAACGGUGGGUCAAUCAAUAUAUUACAAUCUGAUUGUAUAUUAAUUCAUAUUUGUUGUUCGUUUUCAGCAGCUGGAUCUGAAACUGGUGGUGCAUAUUACAUCGAUAAUAAUGGAAAUAGUGAUCAAAAAAUAUAUGCAUUUGAAUCAUCAGUUUCACAAUGCAGUGCAUCUACUGCUGCAUUUUAUAAUAUAGGUUCUAAAAUUGAAAUUAGUAAUAUGAAUACUUCUUAUCAUAACAUUGCAAAUACUGGUGCAUUUUCUAUUGAGUAUGCCGAAAUUAGAAAAUCAGGAAUUAUGAAUUUAACAACAGUUUCAAACGUUACAUCUUCAUUAUGGGCAGCAAUGUCCUGUUAUUCUCUAUUUAAAUUUACAAAAUGCAAUUAUUUAAACAAUGAAUGUUCUGGAAAUACGAACUCGGUAAUAUAUAGUUCUCAAUCAGGUCAUUAUUCAAAUUGUUCAUUCAUAAGAAAUAAAGCAAAUUCAAUGUUUCGUGAGUAUCCAAUAAAUAUUAAUAAUUGUUACUUUAAAGAUAACGAAGUAAUUAAAGCAUCAUAUAGAGGUAAUGGUCGAAUUGUUAUAGGUGAACCAUUAGAUUCAAUUAUAUCACAUUAUUCAACUUAUCAUUGUGUAUAUGUAAACAAUAGUGAUGAAAAUCAACAAAUAUCAAAUACUAUACCAAAUACUGAAGGCAUUCUACCAUAUAAGAAUCAUAAAUUUAAAUAUAUAAGACGCUAA
Molecule: messenger RNA, 942 nt
Organism: Trichomonas vaginalis G3
Lineage: Eukaryota; Parabasalia; Trichomonadida; Trichomonadidae
Exons: 1
Coding region: 1-942 (313 amino acids)
Source: RefSeq, a predicted model, not a curated record